Molecule: messenger RNA, 3675 nt
Organism: Elephantulus edwardii (Cape elephant shrew)
Lineage: Eukaryota; Metazoa; Chordata; Mammalia; Macroscelidea; Macroscelididae
Gene: XPR1
Product: xenotropic and polytropic retrovirus receptor 1
Exons: 14
Coding region: 177-2072 (631 amino acids)
Biological process (GO): cellular response to phosphate starvation; phosphate ion transport
Cellular component (GO): plasma membrane; Golgi apparatus; cytoplasm
Molecular function (GO): inositol hexakisphosphate binding
Source: RefSeq, a predicted model, not a curated record
GGAGGAAGAUGGCGGGAGGGCGGCUCUGAGGAGACCUCGGCGGCGGCGGAGGAGGAGAGAAGCGCAGCGCCGCGCCGCGCCGGGGCCCAUGUGGGGAGGAGUCGGAGUCGCUGUUGCCGCCGCCGCCGCCGCCUGUAGCUGUUGGACCCGAGUGGGAGUAAGAGGGAAACGGCAGGAUGAAGUUCGCCGAGCACCUCUCUGCGCACAUCACUCCCGAGUGGAGGAAGCAAUACAUCCAGUAUGAGGCUUUCAAGGAUAUGCUUUAUUCAGCUCAGGACCAGGCACCUUCUGUGGAAGUUACGGAUGAAGACACAGUAAAGAGAUAUUUUGCCAAGUUUGAAGAAAAAUUUUUCCAAACCUGUGAAAAGGAACUUGCCAAAAUCAACACAUUUUAUUCAGAGAAGCUUGCAGAGGCUCAGCGCAGAUUUGCUACACUUCAGAAUGAGCUACAGUCAUCACUGGAUGCGCAGAAAGAAACCACUGGUGUUACCACACUGCGACAAAGAAGAAAGCCAGUCUUCCACUUGUCCCAUGAAGAACGGGUCCAACACAGGAAUAUUAAAGACCUUAAACUGGCCUUCAGUGAGUUCUACCUCAGUCUUAUCCUGCUGCAGAACUAUCAGAAUCUGAAUUUUACAGGGUUUCGAAAAAUUCUUAAAAAGCAUGACAAGAUCCUGGAAACAUCUCGUGGAGCAGAUUGGCGAGUAGCUCAUGUAGAAGUAGCCCCAUUUUAUACAUGCAAGAAAAUCAACCAGCUCAUCUCUGAAACUGAGGCUGUAGUGACCAAUGAACUUGAAGAUGGUGACAGACAGAAGGCUAUGAAAAGAUUACGUGUUCCUCCUUUGGGAGCUGCGCAGCCUGCACCAGCAUGGACUACUUUUAGAGUUGGCCUAUUUUGUGGAAUAUUCAUCGUAUUGAAUGUUACCCUUGUGCUUGCCGCUGUAUUUAAACUUGAAAGAGACAGAAGUGUGUGGCCCUUGAUAAGAAUCUAUCGGGGUGGUUUUCUUCUGAUUGAAUUCCUUUUUCUACUGGGCAUCAACACCUAUGGUUGGCGACAGGCUGGAGUAAAUCACGUGCUUAUCUUUGAACUUAAUCCAAGAAGCAAUUUGUCCCAUCAGCAUCUCUUUGAGAUUGCUGGAUUCCUUGGAAUACUGUGGUGCCUGAGCCUUCUGGCAUGCUUCUUUGCUCCGAUUAGUGUCAUCCCCACAUAUGUCUACCCACUUGUCCUUUAUGGAUUUAUGGUUUUCUUUCUUAUCAACCCCACCAAAACUUUCUAUUACAAAUCCCGGUUUUGGCUGCUUAAACUGCUGUUUCGAGUAUUUACAGCCCCCUUCCAUAAAGUAGGCUUUGCUGAUUUCUGGCUGGCUGAUCAGCUGAACAGCCUGUCAGUGAUACUGAUGGACCUGGAAUAUAUGAUUUGUUUCUACAGUUUUGAACUCAAAUGGGAUGAAAAUGAAGGCCUGUUGCCAGAUGAUUCAAAAGCACAAAAUCAUCCAGAUAGUACAGUGUUCUUUUACCUGUGGAUUGUCUUUUUCAUCAUCAGUUCCUGCUAUACCCUCAUCUGGGAUCUGAAGAUGGACUGGGGUCUCUUUGACAAGAAUGCUGGAGAAAACACUUUUCUCCGAGAAGAGAUUGUCUACCCCCAGAAAGCCUAUUACUACUGUGCCAUUGUUGAGGACGUGAUACUGCGCUUUGCUUGGACUAUCCAGAUUUCAGUCACCACCACGACUACGUUGCCUCAUUCUGGGGACAUCAUUUCUACUGUCUUGGCUCCCCUUGAGGUGUUCCGGCGAUUUGUGUGGAACUUCUUCCGUCUGGAGAAUGAACAUCUGAAUAACUGUGGUGAAUUCCGUGCUGUACGAGACAUAUCUGUGGCCCCUCUAAACGCAGAUGAUCAGACACUUCUGGAGCAGAUGAUGGACCAGGAAGAUGGAGUGCGAAAUCGCCAGAAGAACCGGCCAUGGAAGUACAGCCAGAGCGUAUCCCUGCGCCGGCCCCGCCUGGCUUCUCAAUCCAAGGCUCGUGACACUAAAGUAUUGAUAGAAGACACAGACGAUGAAGCUAACACUUGAAUUCUCAGAAGUCUAGAUUAACAUCCUUGGUUUUCAUUCUCUUCAAUUCCUUCCUCGACCAACGCAACCUCUAGUACCUUUCCAUCUGAAAACAUAACACAUUUCCGAGCUCUUCCAGAUCGGAUCCUAUGGACUCCAAACAAGCUCACUGUGUUUAUUUUUCUUUUCUUCUGGUUUAAUUUUAAUUUUCUAUUUUUGAAACAAAUAUUUACUUCAUUUUGCCAAUCAGAGAACAUUUUAAGGAACAAAAAACAUAGUAUCCUAUGGAUUGUUUACAAUCACAAGGAGACAGAUACCUAUCAGGAUGAAGAACAGGACACAAGGACCUUCUGAUGGGACAGUACCGAGAUGUCUCGGCUUCAGCUUGGCCCGGUUUUGACUGGUUGAAACCAGACAUUGGUUUUUAAAAUUUUUUUGUCAGUUUAUGUGGAGAAUUUUUUUCCUUUCCUUCAUACCCAGCGCACAGGCACUGGCCGCACUUGCAGGGAAAGUGCAACUUGGAGCAGUACCUUCAUUCAUGAAGCUACUUUUUAAUUUGAUGUAACUUUUCUUAUUUUGGGGAGGGUUGCUGGGUGGGUGGGAAAUAUGAUGUAUUUGUUACAUAUAGUUUUCUCAUUAUUUAUGAAACUUAACCAUAAGAGAAUGAUAUAACUCCUGUGCAAUGAAGGUGAUAAUGGUGAGAGAUGACGGGAAGCUGAUGGUGGAACGGCACUUGUGAGGGUUCACUCCCACAGUACCUCUUUCAUGAGACAACUUGCACCAGUCUGACUUUUUCUUUUCAUUUCUUUUUAAUUUUAAACCAAAGUUUCUGUUACUGAGUAUUCUUUUUUUUUUUUUAGUUGCUGCUAUUGCUUUACAAUCUUAAGCCUAUUUCCCAUAGCACACUUUCACACAACUGGUUUGAAUUUACAUAAAAGGUUCUGAUACUUUUUUUUCCAUUAAGUACAAAUAUGGAAUAAAAAAAAAUAUGGAAUACAUUUACCCACAUCCAGUCAUAACAACUGAAGUUACGUGUUUUCAUGCUUAAGUUUGGGGGUGGGGGAGGAAUUGUAGUGAAACCUUUGCAGACUCUGAAUUAGCAGACAAAACGAUUUCAGAAACUUUAGAAACACCCUAAUUUUUCUUCUGGGCUCACUCAUUUGAGCCAUAUUUUGAUCAAAUUAAAAGCCUGUUGUGGAGAAAUCUUAUUUUUGAGCUCAUAGAACAAAUUAUCCUUUCUCUUUCACAGUAUAUUAAUAAAACAGACCUUGGCAGCCAUUUCACUCAGCAGCUUUAAGGAUAGAGCAUUGUAUUCCAUUUUUCUCUCAUGGGGGGAAAAUCCCUGCUUUUCAAUUUUUAGGGUCUUAACUUGGUAAUGUAGGAAAAGUAUUAUUUCUUAGAAAUUUCAUCCUGUCAUAGUCUGUGCACAGUGCCCAUUUGUUAACCCUUUGUUGUUUUAUUUUUCCACUUUGUUCCAGAGUCAUCCAAAUAAGUCAUAAAGCCUAAAGGGAUUGUACUUUUUUAUAAUAUGGUUAUAAUUAAAUUUAGAGUUUCAUUAACUAAGAACAUGAGUACCAGGGGGAGAAAAUAUUUUCAUCUUCCCCCUAAAUCCAGAUGAUGAUUU